Emys orbicularis (European pond turtle) is the source of this 1059-nucleotide messenger RNA. RefSeq names its product TLR adaptor interacting with endolysosomal SLC15A4 (gene TASL). Bases 1 to 870 code for a protein of 289 amino acids. The record is from RefSeq and is a predicted model, not a curated record. Lineage: Eukaryota; Metazoa; Chordata; Testudines; Emydidae. Gene Ontology annotation, biological process: regulation of toll-like receptor signaling pathway. The transcript has a single exon.
AUGUUGUCAGAAGGGUAUCUUUGUGGAAUCCCCUAUUUUUGUGACGACUUCUUGAGUUCCAAGCUCUACAGAAAACGAGCAGCAGAGGAGAAGGUGCAUGAGAUGAGCUCCAUGUGUGGCUUUACCUAUUCCUCCAUGGAUGAAACACAGGGCAGAAGUCUCUUUCAGAGGUGCAGGUCUGUGAGCAAGUUCUUUUCUUCAGUCCAUUCAAAAGGAAGCAAACACAACGGAAGACAGAAAGAGACUUUACUGCAGGUUAUUCAGAGCACAGAGUUUGAAAGGCAAACAUCUCCAGUUGGGGAUAUGUCUGGAGGAUCCACAAGUAGAGAUACCUACCUGGUUCCUUCUUCCUGUAAAAGCAUUUGCAAGAAUUACAAUGAUUUACACAUUGCUGGAGGCCAUGUGAUGCCUAUCAGCUCAGUAACAACAGAUUUUACCUGUGACAGUGGGAUAGGUCCAUUUUUGGAGUCAUCAGAGAUUCCUCCGCCUAUGGAAUCUAUGAGGAUGCCAACCAAUGACCUCAUUCGCAAGCCCGUCCAAGGGUACUCGUCAUGCUGGCGAGUGACCAGCAUAAUGCAACACCAGCAGCCACUCUCCAAUUCAAUACUGAAUGACUACCUAGAGCAGAAAGUGGUGGAGUUGUACAAGCAGUAUAUCAUGGACAGCAUGGUCAACAGUGCAUCCCCCACUCAGAUCCUGGCCUCUGAGCUCAUCAUGACCAACGUAGACCAAAUCAGCAUGCAGAUAUCACGAGAGAGGAAUAUGGAGACCACCAAGGCCAAAGACAUGGUCAUUAACUGCCUGUUACGACUGGCCAGUGGAAAAGUAUCUAGUGAAAUAAGCACCCCUAGUCUGCAUAUUUCGCAAUAAAGCAGCAUCAGUAUGUAGACUGGUGGCAUUAAGGUGGUCUGCAGCUAGAAAGCUUACAGGUUUUGUAAAUACAAAUGUUAAGUUCUCAGUUUAGUACUUUUCUGGUAUUAUUGAAUUAAACCCUGUUAUAACUAAUAGUAUUGUUAUUUGACCAAUUUUUGUUGGCCAAAGAGAAAAACUUUUGAGCUA